UUUGCAGAGCGUGGUGGGGCGCGGCGGGCAGCAGGUUAAGCUGGUGACUACCAGGUUGAAGCGCUGACCACGCCUGACAACACGAGCAACGAUGAAACCCCACCAACUCGCCCUCACGGCAGCGGCAACGCUCGUCGCCGGCGCUUUUGUCAGGUGGCUGCUGGCGGACGACGACGACGAGAAGGAUGACGAAGCGGCGCACCGAAAACAAGCGGCGCUGCGCGCGCGGGCCCGCGAAAUUAAAGCGCAAAAAGCCAUGGCGCGGCGGCCGAAGCGCGCGCGGCCGACGGCCGCCAAACGAUUACAACAAAACAACGCGCUGGCCGUGGCCUACGGCGGGUCGCAGGAUGCCGUGGACGUGGCCGCGCGCGCGCUGCGGGCCGCCGAGGCCGCGGCCCGCGAGCGGCUGGACGCAGCGCUCAAGGUUUACGACGGCCUUUCGACGGACGCGCCGGAGAUCGAGGUGGACCUCGCGUGGUGGGAGCUCAUGGACGCGCGCCAGCGGCGGAGUCUGGGGCGGCAACUCGCCGACACGGUCGCGAAGUGUCGGCGGGCGCUCAAGCCGACGAUCGUGACGCUGUCGUCGUAUACGAACGAGCCAAAGGCGCACCUCGAGGCGAUCGGGUCCGCCAAGUGGCCCGUGGUUCGCGACGCGCGCGACACGUGGAAGCGGCGCCGGGAACGCACGGCGCGCGUCGUCUACCUCACGCCGGACGCCGACGAGGCCCUGGAGGGGCUCGAGGACGGCGUGACGUACGUCGUGGCCGGGCUUGUAGAUAGACCCGUGCGGAAGAAUUGUACGCGGGACGCGGCGAAUUUACACGGCUGCGAAGUGCGGCGGCUGCCGCUGCGCGAGUUCCGAGGUGCUAUGAAGCGGCGGCGCGAGGGCAUCCUGAACGUGGACGUCGUCGUGCACAUUUUGUUGCGGUACCGGGACAAUGGCGGCGACUGGGCCGAGGCGUUGCAAGCGGCGCUCCCGGACGGGAAAGCGACGCCGCACCGGCUGCAGCCCCGGCGCAUAGCCGUCGUGACGCCGCCCCGGACGCCGCCUUAGAGUCAGCAGUAAUAAAUUACGGGAGAUGAAUUGU
This is a messenger RNA of Pelagomonas calceolata, 1088 nucleotides long. Lineage: Eukaryota; Pelagophyceae; Pelagomonadales; Pelagomonadaceae. The record is from the annotation of a GenBank genome assembly.